Dovyalis caffra is the source of this 1656-nucleotide messenger RNA. Lineage: Eukaryota; Viridiplantae; Streptophyta; Magnoliopsida; Malpighiales; Salicaceae. The record is from the annotation of a GenBank genome assembly.
AUGACUAGGAUGAAUGAGAUGGAUCAAGAAGCACAUUUUGCAAAGAAGUUUACUAAUAUGAAAUGUCAAAGGGUAAAGGUAGACGAUUCCUCUCCUCCUGCAUUAGAAGAUGAAGCAAUUGAAGUACAGCACUUACUUGCGGAACCUAAAACUGAUCAUUUUUCAGUAGAUGGUGUAUUAUGUUUGGGCAAGGAGAAUUCAUCAAAAUGCUCAGAGAUAGAUGGUUUUUCAUAUGGAUUUGAUGGUGGCAUGAAAAGAAAUAUUGGCGGGCUGCAUCCUAAUAUUACUCAAGGACCAGAUGACUUGGAUCUUGGAGUUCUUGAUGGAUUCCUGGAUGAAGUUGAUGAGGUGGAUGAUAUUCAUGCAGCUAAUGAUUUCUCUGGGGCAUAUGAAGAUUUUAUUUUGGAUAUCGAAUUAGCUGAGAAGGUGUCUUACCUAGAUUAUGCUCCACGUGAAGGAUCACGGUUAAGAAACUCAAGUUCAGAAAGUCAAUCCCCUGGAUGCAGUGGAAUUAGUAAUGGUGCUGUUGGGAUGUCAGAAUCGUCAACAGCAACUCUUCCAGAAUCUGAAAGCAAAAAUGGUUGGCAUCAGAAGACAGUCAAAUGUAAAUUACGGCGCUCUUCUGUUGACAAAUGGGAUAGUCAAGAACCAGCUGAGGAUAGUGUGUGCCCCACUUCAGAUGAUCUAGAGGAUCUUGGUGGGUUGGAUGAUGAUGCAAUGCCUUUGAUAAGUCUUGUAUCUGGUAAGAAUGCAAAGAAGGUUGUUCAAGCUGCCAAAGUUGGCACGUCACUCAGACAGAAGAGGUUGCGGAAGCCUACAAAGAGGUACAUUGAAGAAUUUUCAGAGCUCAAGUCAAAACAUGAGAUGGAAAGACAAAACAAUUUGUCUGCCACUUCAAAGGAUAAACGCCCAAAGAUCAGAUCUCAUAAUGAACUUCAUUGUGAGGGAGCAUUGACACAUACUCCCAAGGAGGAUUCUUCUACCGAGAAUUUUAUUCAAGCAACAUCUAAAGGUACUGUAGAUCCUUCACAUCUAAGAUCAAAGCCUGUCUCUGCAAGACAAACAAAUUCUUCAGUUAUUUCAAAUGGUAGACGCUGGAGUAUUAAAUCCCAGAAUGAACCUCAUCAAAUGAGAGCAGUGAAAUCUGCUCCAAAGGAGUUGUCUUUUACUGGACCUAGUGCUCAAGCAUCAUUUGAAUCUCGACCACGGAGGGGGCGUCCAAAGAAACCCUUGCCUCUUUCGUUUCUUGAAUCUGAAGAUGAUGAAUCUGAAGAUGACCGUGUUAAGAAAAGAAGAUAUAAGAAGAGCAAUGACAGAAGGAAGCAUCAAAGAAUGUGGACGACUCCUGAGGUGAUGAAGUUGAUUGAUGGUAUUGCUCAGUAUGGAACUGGAAGGUGGACUGAUAUAAAGAAGCUCAUGUUCUCAUCGACUGCUUAUCGAACUCCAAUAGAUCUGAGGGACAAAUGGCGGAAUCUCUUAAGAGCUAGCGGUGCGCAGAAACGAAAAUCAAACAAGAAAGAGGUUGAGGAAAAGCUAAAGGAUGUGGUGCGAUCAUUACCAAGUUCUGUGUUUCGCCGUGUCCGUGAGCUGGCUUCCCUUCAUCCAUAUCCAAGGUUUAGUCCUGGUGGGAGAUACAUUCGUAGGAAGAAGAAUUGA